AUGCAUCAUCGUACAAACUCAGUAUUACAACCUUUAACUCUCGAAACAGUUCACAACUAUUUAGAAUCUAAUAAUCCUUAUGCUUUGGUUUGUCGCCAUUUGAAUGAAGUAAGAACCAUCACUGCAAGAAUGCAAGGUAAAGACUUAGAUGAUUUUGGUUUUGAGUUUUUUGACCGUGAAGACGGAGACAAUAGAAGAGAAAAUAUUCCAUCCUCCUAUGAUGUGGCUGCAAUAUUCGAGACAACUGAUGGUGUACCGACAAGUAAUAGAAGUUUACGAGUUCAUCCUAAAACGUCAAACGGCUGUAAUCAUAUUUCAUAUUUGAGUCCACAUUUAGACCCUCUGGCUUAUCCAUUAUUGUGGUCUAAUGGAGAACAUAGAUGGAAGACCGGUAUGUUUCACAAUGAAAGUAGGGCAACAUCGGUUAGAAAUAAAGUAACUAUCCGAGAAUUCAAUUGCUCAAGACUUUUCGAAAGAUUUGAUUGGUUCAAUGCAGUUUUACAUUCUGGUAAACUAACACAGCAAAUAAUCGUUGAUUAUUAUUGUCGUCAUGAAAGUUCGAGACUAGAUUGGAUAAGAAGAAAUCAAGAAAAAUUGCGUAUAGAAACUUACGCAGGACUCUGUGAUGUCAUCAACUCUCGCGCUGAAACAGAAGGAAUUCGUGCUGGCGUGAUGAAAAUUUUGCCUAAAUUGUAUUUGUGUUAA
Panonychus citri (citrus red mite) is the source of this 705-nucleotide messenger RNA. RefSeq lists its product as uncharacterized. The transcript has a single exon. The record is from RefSeq and is a predicted model, not a curated record. Lineage: Eukaryota; Metazoa; Arthropoda; Arachnida; Trombidiformes; Tetranychidae. Bases 1 to 705 code for a protein of 234 amino acids.